This is a messenger RNA of Tachysurus vachellii, 6086 nucleotides long. RefSeq names its product sodium bicarbonate cotransporter 3-like. NCBI's taxonomy places the organism in Eukaryota, Metazoa, Chordata, Actinopteri, Siluriformes, Bagridae. Gene Ontology annotation, cellular component: apical plasma membrane; basolateral plasma membrane; plasma membrane. Gene Ontology annotation, biological process: monoatomic anion transport; transmembrane transport; regulation of intracellular pH. Gene Ontology annotation, molecular function: monoatomic anion transmembrane transporter activity; sodium:bicarbonate symporter activity; solute:inorganic anion antiporter activity. Bases 250 to 3891 code for a protein of 1213 amino acids. The transcript has 26 exons. The record is from RefSeq and is a predicted model, not a curated record.
GUAUAAACACACAGACACACAGAGAUGUUCUACAGUCCCACAGAGACUCACUGCUCCGUCUCACACACUCACACUGUUUUCCGAUCUGUUGCUCCCAUCACACCUCCAUCUCUCUCUCUCGUUCUCUCUCUCUCUCUCUCUCUCUCUCUCUCUCUCUCUUUUUCUCUCUCUUAUACACACAUACACUGCUGAUUCUCUCUCGCUUGUUCUUUCACACACACACACACACACACACAAGACAAGGAGGUCAUGGACAUGGACGACACCGCAGGCAGACGAGGGACAGAAGGUGAUCUGUUAGACAUGGAUGGGACAUGUGAAGAAGAUCACAUACUCAGGAGUCACAGUGAAGAGGCUAUUGUUGACUAUGGCAAGACCCGAUCAGUAUUACAUGUGGACUUUGAGAACGAAGAACUAGAAAGUCACAGGGCUGUAUAUGUGGGGGUUCAUGUCCCUCUUGGGAAGGAGAACAGACACAGGCGUAGACACCGAGGACACAGACACCACCGCAGGAGAACCAGAGAUAGAGAAUCGGACCAGGAAGCAGGGGAGAGAGAAUCUCUCACACAAGACACCCCAUCUCAGCGUGUGCAGUGUAUUCUGGGUACUGAGGACGGUGACGUGGAGCACAUUCCUCAUGAGCUCUUCACUGAGCUGGAUGAACUCUCCAUUCGACAUGGCAACACCGAGUGGAGAGAGACUGCCAGAUGGCUGAAGUUUGAGGAGGAUGUUGAGGAUGGAGGUGAAAGGUGGAGUAAACCUUAUGUAGCCACACUGUCUCUGCACAGUCUGUUCGAGCUGCGCAGCUGCAUCCUCAAUGGCACCGUGCUGCUCGACAUGAAGGCCGACUCCAUCGAGGACAUUGCGGACAUGGUGAUAGACAGCAUGGUGGCUUCGGGGCAACUGGAUGAGUCAUUAAGGCAGAAGGUGCGAGAGGCCGUGCUGAAACGGCAUCACCACCAGAGCGAGAGGAAGCUAAGUAACCGCUUCCCGCUGGCCGUGCGCUCGCUCGCAGAUAUAGGCAAGAAACACUCCGAGCCGCUGUUACUGGAACGCAGCGGUGAUGGUUUGUCCGCAUCCCGUAACUCUCUUCUGAAACUGGGUGGCUCCAUUUCCAACCUGUCCCAGAGGAGCGAAUCGAGAGUCUCCAUGCUGCUGAACCAUCUCCUCCCUGGCACAGCACACAACCCCGUCCCCACCCCACUGAGCACCCCGCCAUCUUCUCGACACUUUGACUCGACUGACAGAGCCCCACAGGUCCAUCUGGAAAUCCCAGAAGUUGUGGUGUCUCCACCAGAAGAAGACGAAGAGUCAGAGGAAGACAUUUUGGAUGUCAAAUCUGCUGAAGACAAGUAUUUGUGUACAUUGGUGUCAUCUCCAUCUAUCACUGGCUCUGUGGAUUCAGGCAGGUUGAGUGAACACAGAUCAGCUAAGUCAGGCAACAGCAAAGACGGCAGCAAUGUAGAUCUUAGCAAGGUGGACAUGAACUUCAUGAAGAAGAUUCCUCCAGGUGCUGAGGCCUCAAACGUGCUGGUAGGUGAAGUGGAUUUCCUGGAUAAGCCGAUCAUAGCGUUUGUUCGUCUCUCACCUGCUGUGCUGCUCACGGGACUCACGGAAGUGCCCGUGCCAACCAGGUUCCUGUUCCUACUACUAGGGCCAUAUGGAAAAGGUCCUCGGUAUCAUGAGAUUGGACGCUCCAUGGCCACUCUGAUGACAGAUGAAAUCUUCCACGAUGUGGCGUAUAAAGCCAGGGACAGAGUUGAUCUCCUUUCUGGCAUUGAUGAGUUUUUAGACCAGGUGACUGUUCUUCCUCCAGGAGAAUGGGACCCCACGAUACGCAUCGAGCCUCCCAAAAAUGUUCCAUCACAGAUGAAGAGGAAGAGGCCGUCACAACCUAACGGCACCGUGACCUCUACCGAGCCGAGCCACGAGGAGGAUCACCAACCUGGCCCAGAGCUUCAGAGAACAGGGAGGAUUUUUGGUGGACUGGUGUGUGAUAUAAAGCGUAAAGCUCCUUUCUACUGUAGCGACAUCUUGGAUGGCUUCAGUCUGCAGUGUGUAGCCUCAGUGCUCUUCCUCUACUGCGCCUGCAUGUCUCCUGUUAUCACCUUUGGAGGACUACUAGGAGAAGCCACCAAGAAUAACAUUAGUGCUAUCGAGUCGUUGUUUGGAGCGUCUCUGACAGGCGUGGCGUUCUCUCUGUUCGCUGGUCAGCCCCUGACCAUUCUGGGCAGCACGGGACCUGUACUCGUGUUCGAGAAAAUCCUCUUCAAGUUCUGCGAGGAUUUUGGGAUGUCCUACCUGUCUCUGCGUGCCUGUAUUGGACUGUGGACAGCGUUCCUUUGUAUAGUGCUGGUGGCAACUGACUCAAGCUCACUGGUAUGUUAUAUCACACGCUUCACAGAGGAAGCAUUUGCUGCUCUCAUCUGCAUCAUCUUCAUCUACGAGGCUUUGGAGAAACUGCUGCAACUCAGAGAGACCUAUCCCAUCAACACGCACACUGACCUGGAUAACCUCACGCUGUACAGCUGUCAGUGCUCAGCUCCCGGUCAAACAUCCAAUGAUACCCUGCAGUUCUGGAACUCAACAGGACACACUACAGAUUCAAUACCAUGGAAUCAACUCAAUGUGUCGACGUGUAAACUCCUGCAUGGCGAGUUUGUAGGUCCUGCUUGCGGACUUCACGGGCCCUUCAUCCCUGAUGUGCUGUUCUGGUCCAUCAUCCUCUUCUUCACCACAUUCUUCCUCUCUUCUCUGCUCAAGCAGUUCAAGACGGAAAGAUAUUUCCCUACCAAGGUGCGCUCCACUAUCAGUGAUUUUGCCGUGUUUUUGACUAUAAUGGUGAUGGUGCUGGUGGAUUAUUUGGUUGGGAUUCCAUCACCCAAACUCAAUGUGCCUGAUCGCUUUGAGCCCACCUCAAAGCACCGUGGCUGGCUGAUCUCUCCGCUUGGUUCUAACCCCUGGUGGAUGGUUUUGGUGUCAAUAAUUCCUGCCCUUCUCUGCACCAUACUCAUUUUCAUGGACCAGCAGAUCACUGCUGUCAUUAUCAACCGCAAAGAACACAAACUCAAGAAAGGCUGCGGUUAUCACCUGGACCUGCUGGUGGUGGCCGUGAUGUUGGGUGUGUGUUCAGUGAUGGGGCUGCCGUGGUUUGUGGCUGCCACUGUUCUCUCCAUAUCCCACGUGAACAGCCUGAAGCAGGAGUCCAGCUGCUCAGCACCGGGAGAACAGCCUAAAUUCCUGGGCAUCAGAGAGCAGCGUCUCACAGGCGUACUCAUCUUCACCCUCAUGGGUUGCUCUGUCUUCAUGACCUCCAUAUUGAAGUUCAUUCCCAUGCCUGUGUUGUAUGGAGUCUUUCUCUACAUGGGUGUUUCCUCUCUAAAAGGCAUCCAGUUCUUUGACAGGAUAAAGCUGUUCUGUAUGCCAGCGAAGCACCAGCCUGAUCUGAUCUACCUGAGGUACGUGCCGCUGUGGAAGGUUCACGUCUUCACGCUGGUGCAGCUCACGUGCCUGGUUCUGCUGUGGGUUAUCAAAGCUACGGCAGCCCGCGUCGUCUUCCCCAUGAUGGUGCUGGCGUUAGUGUUUGUGCGAAAGCUGCUGGAUUUCUGCUUCACCAAGCGAGAGCUGAGCUGGCUCGAUGACCUGAUGCCCGAGAGCAAAAAGAAGACGGAAGAUGACAAGAAGAACAAGAAAGCUAAGCAGGAAGCUGAGGAGCUGAUGGAGGACGAGGAUGAGGCAGAAGCAGGACUAGAAUACAUAGAAGGAAGAGGAGGAGGAAACGUGAUGAAGAUUCCACUGCAGGCUCUUUGUGACAGGUCCUGCAGAACACCAGCUCUCUCCACUCACAGUACAGAAGAUGAGUAUGAUUCAGGAAAAGGUGGCAUGUGCUAGGCUGAACAUGGAAGCAGUUCGGGGUGGAAAGGACGACUCGAACAUAGAGACGGCGCUGUAGGGCAGUUUAUUCCUUCAUUUUGGAGCCAUGCCUAAUCCACCGCUGGAGCAACGCAGCUCAUAAUCAGCAACUCAAUCCAGGGGCUUGAGUCAGCGGCGCCCAAUACCGGACUGGAAGACUAAGAGAACGCAGAUGUGUAAGGAGGAGAGAGAGAGAGAGAGAGAGAGAGAGAGAGAGAGAGAGUGUGCAGGAACACACUCACCUGACUCCUACUGUAUACUGUAAUGACUCCUUUAUUCAUCCUUUUGAUUCACACACAGGAGACACUUUGUCAUUUUAUUUAGUAUAUUUUAUGUCCAUUUACAAUAUUCAACAUUUUCUCCACGUAGGUGCAGUCUGACAGCAGGCUUUCAUGCCUUUAAUCACUGCCAUAAUGAGCAGACCCACGUACCCACGUACCAAAGCUUAUCGGCAAAAUCGAUUAAUCGAAUCAGAUUAAAAAAUAAAUUAUCGAUAGACUUAAGCAUUAGUUACAUUAUUUAAUCUUAACCUACUCAACAAUGUAGAUGAUGUUACGUGUCAUCAGGGUGUCACCAUCCUGCUUUUGGUUCACAUCAAACUUCAAGGAGUCGAUUCCCUGAUUCCAGGCAUUGAAAACUAGGGAGUCAAAUCCGAGACGAUUCCACAUAUCGUAAAUGAUUCACCUCAAACAAAUAGAGCAAGCAUUACGAAUGAAACGUCUGAUGCGUGUGAUAGCGUGACAGUGAUUGAACAAAGCUAGACUACAGGAAUUGAAAUACAGGUUAGAUACAGACUCAAUAAAUGAGUGUUGGUCCAUUUUUUACACUGAUGUUAAAAAAAAAACGUUAAAAAAAAAUGCUAUGUUAUGGUAGUUUGAACUGAGUGGUGGAACUAAGUGCUUGUCAUCUAAUGAAUGUCAGUAAUAUUAUCUUACAGUGAGUCAAGUAUUUAAUUAAGCCAUGUUAAUAGCUUUAUAGUAGUAUAGUAGUGGAAAGAAAGAUUAUUUAUUUUGUAUAUGUUUAUAUCCCAAAUGACUAAUUGAAAAAUGUUGAUUGAUUAAUUGGGGAAAAAAAACUAAAACCAACAGAUUAUUAAAACAAACUUUAGCAGCUCUAAUUUUCCCACCGUCACAAUAUAGAAAUAAAACAAAAACAAACAAACAAGCAAAAAAAACAAACAAACACAACUGUACUUUAUUCCCUAUUUAUAGCCAUCCUAUAAAAAAAUCCUUUAAAUAAAUCAAAUAUUUUUAUUUAUUGUACCUCAUAUUGUGUAUAUAAAAUAAUAUAUAUAUAUAUAUUUAAAAAAAAAUAAAAGUAACUCUAGAUGAUUCGUCAUCAAGCAAUAGCAUUACAAAAUGUAUUUAUUUAACAUUUAUUUAAAUAAAUACAUUUUUGAGCAAGUUCUCACCAGUUAACUAAAAGGAUUCAUAUUAAAUCAAGUUCCCUGUGAAGCAUGAAGGAGCCACCGGUGGUCCUCAGACGUAUCUGACUGAUUUAUUUAGAUUUGCCACUAUUUCAAGUGAGACAUCCUUUAAAAGUUCCAGGUUACUAUUCAGGAUUUAAUGGUGUGCCUUGGAGAUGUGCUGAGGCUUAGAGGAAACAGUGAAGGACAGCAAUAUGAUUCAGUAAUAAUCUUCCCCGGGUUAUACACAAGUGUGUAUAAUAGUGUAGUAUUACUCCAAAGAUUAAUAUAUACACUAUAUAUACACUAUAUAAGAUUAAUAUAUACACUAUAUAUAAUAUAUACACUAUAUAUAUAUAGUGUAGUAUUACUCCAAAGAUUAUGUAGAAGUAAUAACCAUGUGUGUUCUCCAGGGUUUGUCAUGUUUCAAAAAGACAUGCAACGUCAUCAGUGAAUUCUAGCACUAGUGUGUGUGUGUGUACUGUGUGUGUGUGUGUGUGAGUGCCACAUAGUACCACGUUCUUUCCCGUAUACUCGUCCCUGCAGUGUGCACACCGUGUGUUUUACCAUCGUGUCCUUAAAGAGUGCGUGUUUGUUACUGUAAACCACUUCAUACACUAGUGUGUAGCGUCACACACCGGUAAUGCAGCCUGGUGAGUACAGAAGAAAAUGUGUGUUGUACUACAAGUAUCUGUGCAAUAAUACAGUUAAAACAAAUAAAAAAAAUAAAAAAAAAAAAGAAAGAAAAAAAGUAGAACUGUAUUUUGUA